UGCACAGCCCAAGGUCCUACUCCGCGAGGCAUAACAGGCGGGGGGGUGGCUAUCGGGCCUUGUUGGGUUGGUUGGGUCAUUAUUAUGAUUAUUAUAACUCAUAUUUUGGUAGUAUUGGUUUUUUGGUGUUUUGUUUUGUUUUUUUUUUUUUUUUUUUUUUUUUGUGCUGGAGCUAGGGUGGAAGGAGGAAGAGGACCAGUAAGAGGAGGAGGAGGGAGAGAGAAGGGAGAGGACGAGGAGGACGACGACGACGACGAGGGUGUUGUGUUGUGUUUGUUGGUCAUCGACACGCCAUUGCCGAAGUUGUUGCUGGUCGCCUUCAAUUGCUCCACCGCUACACCACACCACGCUCAGUUUCUCAUCACUUGGAACUCUCUCUUCGUCGUCACAUCUCCUGAAUUGGUUCUCAUCGCCGCGCUGCUGUGCUAUGCCCCACUAAUCUGCUCGUUCCCAGCGUUGCAUUGCAUUGUAGUUGGAGUUUGCGUUGGAACCUCGACGUUUGCUGGCUAUUCCUGCACGUAGCUGCUUGAGGGCCUUAGUCAGCUGAUUCCUUGUCUUGAACCUCUUCCUUAUUGCACAAAGCACUAUGUUUACAUUUCACCUCUCGCGCAUGGCCCUCACAGUAUUUCCUGCUAAUUUCUCACACUCCACCUUGUGGUGGCCUUUCCAAUGUCCUUUCUGGCCUUCUCCCCUGCCUUUUCUUUCUGUCUCAAUUUCUCUGCCUCAAUUUCUCUUCCUCAGCUGCACUCCAAGCUCCUAUCUAGGUGAUUAUCUGUGGUUCUUGGAAGACUUGGAAGGUGAACAUGUCAGGCGCAAGUGCAUCGCCAGAGGAUCUACACGAUGAAGAGCAGGUUGACAUAGAUGGAGCGGUCGAUCUAGAUGAAGAGGUUGACGAUACUAAUGCUGACCAUGACGAUGAAGAAGUUGAAGAGGAGAAAGCUCAGGGUUCAGAUCUAGACGUAGACGUGGAAGCUCAAGAAGGGGACGAUGGCCAGGAAGACCAGGAUAUUGAUGAUUUAAAUGGAGAUCAUGACCAUCAGAGUACGGAGGCUGAGCUUGAUAUCGAAGACACUGACGCCCACGUGGAUGCCGAUUGUGCGAUAGCGGAAGACAAGGAAGAAAAAAAUGCUGAGAAGAGCGGAGAGCUUCUCAAGCGGCCUCCUCAUGGCUCAGAAAUUUUCGUUGGAGGUAUUACUCGGGACACAACAGAGGAAGAUCUACGAACACUCUGCUCCAGUUGUGGUGAGGUCUAUGAGGUUCGUCUUUUGAAAGACAAGGAUACGGGUCAAAACAAGGGUUAUGCUUUUGUCACAUUCAUGAACGAGGAGUAUGCGGAAAAGGCCAUUGAGUUAUUGAAUGAUUCAGAAGUGAAGGGGCGGAAACUCAGAUUCUCUCAAUCGCAAUCAAAGCAUAGACUUUUUGUUGGGAAUAUCCCCAAGACGUGGGAAAAGGAGGAACUGGAAAAAGUACUAGGUGAACAGGGGCCUGGCAUACAAAGUGUUGAACUGCUCAAGGAUCCGAAGACCCCUGGGAGAAAUCGUGGAUUUGCCUUUGUAGAGUACUACAAUCACGCUUGUGCUGAACAUGCCAGACGUGAAAUGUCUAAAACAAGCUUUCGAUUAGAGACUAAUGCUCCUACUAUAAGCUGGGCUGAUCCACGAAAUGGGCCUGACGCUUCUGCAAUGUCUCAGGUCAAAGUUGUGUAUGUACGAAACCUGCCAGAUAGUGUGACUGAGGAGCAGCUACAGAAGUUGUUCGAGCGCCAUGGUGAGGUUACAAAGGUGGUCUUACCUGCAUCUAAACCUGGUCAAGCAAAGCGUGAUUUUGGAUUUGUUCACUUUUCUGAUCGAGCACAGGCUCUCAAAGCUAUCGAAAAAACAGAAGUCUAUGAACUGGAAGGCCGCACACUUGAGACAUCACUUGCAAAGCCCCCAGCGGAGAAGAGGCCCAUUGGUAUGGAGCCUGCAUAUCCUCCGCAACGAGCUGGUCUGCUACCACAGUAUCAGAGCAGCAGGGGUGGCUACGGUUAUGGAGGCGAUGUGUAUAGCAAUGUUGGUGGUGGCUACGGUCAAGCCCGGGGUUAUAAUCAACCGGUAAUUUACGGGCGUGGCCCAGCACCCGCUGGCAUGACCAUGGUACCUAUGAUGCUUCCAGAUGGCCGUGUUGGUUAUGUUUUGCAACAGCCGAGUGGUGGACAAGGAGGACCUGCCCCAUAUCGUGGUGGUGGGGGUCGUCAUGGAUUAUUGCCAUUUAGACAGAGUGGCGGCAAUGGUGGCGCUGCUGCGUCUGGAGCUGCGGGAGGCCGUCGUUAUCGCCCUUAUUAAGAUGUGCUCAUGUUGAUUCAGUAAAUCUUGCUAGUAUCCGAACUCAUGUUUGGAUGGUUUUCUCGUGGAGCAAGCAACGAAUGCAGCUAACUGCAUUGCUUUGAGGUCCCAAAUGAUUCAUUAUGUCGUGAUUGUUAACGAUAUCAGUCAUAAGAUUGGAUCUUAUCAUGAGAGAAUUCACGCAACUGUAAGAGAACAGGAACGGUUUUAACUAUUGACAAUGUCAUUUUGUACGAUCAGUUGGGCUUGUUUGAUCAAAGCUUAGAGCUGCAUUGAAUCCUACCGUUUUCCAGACAGCGUCUCCAGUUUCGGGUGUAGAUUAUCCAAGUGAUACCUUUAAUUUAGGCAUUAUCUGGUGCUUUUACAUAUUCGCCACAAGUUGAGCUGUGAUUUCAGUGGAGAUGUUCUUUAAAAUCUAAUUUUGCUAUAUGAUGACUUUCGUUUAAGUUAAUUUUGUAA
Molecule: messenger RNA, 2783 nt
Organism: Physcomitrium patens
Lineage: Eukaryota; Viridiplantae; Streptophyta; Bryopsida; Funariales; Funariaceae
Source: RefSeq, a predicted model, not a curated record